ACUUUGCCGGUCCGGGUGCAAAGUUUUGAUCCGUCUGCAAAGCGAGCCGCGCGGACACAGAGCCGGAGAAGAGCGGCGCGUGAGGAAAAAGAGAAGAAGGAGAGAAAAGUGUGCGAGCGAGCCGGCGCUUCUUUAAAAAGAAAAGAGAAGGCGCGUGUUAUUGCUCGAGGACCGGUCCGUCGCUAGGCUAAGCAGCUCGCGGGAGGAGGUAGAAGGGAGGGCACGAUGGCGGCGUGCGAGCCGAACCGCGCGCGCCUGCUGUGCAUGCUGUCGCUGACUUUCGGCUUCUUCGUGGUGGAGGUGGUAGUGAGCCGCGUGACGGCUUCGCUCGCGAUGCUCUCGGACUCUUUUCACAUGCUCUCCGACGUGAUCGCGCUAGUGGUGGCGCUUGUGGCCGCGCGCUUCGCCGCGCGCACCACUGCCACCGACAAGAACACGUUCGGCUGGAUCCGCGCGGAGGUGAUGGGCGCGCUCGUCAACGCCGUCUUCCUCACCGCGCUCUGCUUCACCGUGGUGCUCGAGGCCGCCGAGCGCUUCACCGAGCCGCACGAGAUCGAGUCCCCCCGUGUUGUGGUCUUGGUGGGCGUCCUGGGGCUCGCGGUCAACCUGCUGGGGCUUUGCAUGUUCCGCGGGCACGCGCACGGAGGAGGACACGGGCACUCGCACGGCGGCGGCGGAAAGAAGGGCAAGAAGACCACCGCCGGUAACAAGACCACCAAAAGCUGCAGCAACGCCGCGGAAGAGACCAACAACCUGGUACCGGGAACCGAGAGGAGAGAACGGACAGACUUGCCUCACGGCGAAUGUGUAGAUGUCCAGCUGAACGGUAGCGCCUCCUACGAUGACCCAGAGCAGGACCACAGCCACGAUUCGGCCUCACAGCUCAACAUGCGGGGCGUUUUCCUGCACGUUCUGGGCGACGCUCUGGGCUCCGUCAUUGUCGUUAUCAACGCCAUCAUCUUCACCUUCGUGUGGCAGCCGUGCGAGCCCGGGGUGCCCUGCAUUAACCCCUGCGUCAACAGCCACUGCACUGACCACCAGCACAUCAACCACACACUGGUGGAGCUGCAGGAUAAUGACCAUGGCAACCACAGCGGCCUGCAGGACAUGCCCAUACCUCUGGCCAGAGCUGGACCGUGCUGGGUGCUUUACCUGGACCCUACGUUGUGCGUGAUUAUGGUUUGCAUCCUGCUGUACACUACAUACCCACUUUUGAAGGAGUCGGCACUGAUCCUGCUGCAGACGGUGCCCAAGCAGAUCGACAUGCACAGCCUGAAUUCGAGGCUGCAAGAGCUGGAGGGCGUUCUGGCCGUCCACGAGCUGCACAUUUGGCAGCUGGCCGGCAGCCGCAUCAUCGCCACGGCGCACAUCAAGUGCCACGACCCUGCUACCUACAUGGACGUGGCCAAGCGCAUCAAAGCCUUCUUCCACGACGAAGGAAUCCACGCCACCACCAUCCAGCCGGAGUUCGUCACCGUCAACUCUGAGUCGCGCGCGUCCCUCUGCGAGCUCUCCUGCAGGACGCAGUGCGCUCCCAAAUUCUGCUGCGGCUCCGCCGAUGGCCCCAAGCCAGCUGAAAUCGCCGCGGGGGCGGGCCAGAAGGCCAUCGCCGCAGCCGCCUCCACCGCAGCCAUGCUGGAGGUCAUCAAUGAAUCGCUGGAGAACGCAGCGAGGGACCAGGAGGUCAAAGGUCAGGGGGAGCCCAAGGCCGAGGAGGACGUGACCAUCGCCAGAGAAGUGGAGUCGUCCUUAUAAAAGAGAGAAAGAAAGAAAAGGAGACAAACCGUGCAAUCUUGAAAGGGGCCACUGAAAUCAGCAGUGCAUUUGAACGGACCUGAACGGUCAAAGAAACACUCAUUUACACGAGAGGGAGACCUGCUGUGUCCAGAGAAGGUGUCUGCUGUUAACUGUUCAAACCAAACCUACUUGCACAUGAGCCGCACACACUCACAUAUACACAGUACUGUCCAAAAGUCUUGGACACUGGAGAAAAUUAGAAUUUAAAAGCUAUUUAUGUGGACAGUAAGCAUUACUUCUUUAAAAAACAAAACAAUAGUAUAAAAAUAAAUGCAAACAGCUUUAGUAUAAUAAGCAGUGAUUUUAGCCUCUCCUCAAGGAAGCCCAUCAUUAUUUGGAGUCAUCAUCCAAUACCUGGUUUAGCUAAUCAGUACUUCAUUAUGCUAUCAAGUGUGCUGCUGAUGGAAUUUAACAAAUCCCUGGGUUGGCUGGGGUGUCGAGGAGAAAUCUGGAACCAAACCUGUAGUGUUUUAACCAUCAAGUACUUUGUUUAAAAAAAAAACAAAAACUUUUUUCCUUACUUUAAUUAGUUUUUAUUGUAGUCAUGUUUAACAUAACAUACGGACAGCCAAGAGCUUGAUGAGGUGCCUGAUACUUUUGAACUGUGUGUGUGUGUGUGUGUGUGUUUACAGAUACACAGUACUGUGCAAAAGUUUUAGGCACCUGAAAAUUGGAUUUAAAAGCUGUUUUUCUGCAGUCAAUGUGUAUUUGCUCAGAAAAUCACUAAUAUUAGAAUAAAUCCAAAUAACAUUAAAACAAUAAGUGGUGAUUUUAUAUCUGUCAGUGCUCGUUUAACCAUUUCCAGAUCUCUCCUCGAGGAAGCCCCGUAUUUGUAGUUGGUUUAUCUAAUCAGUACUUCAUUGUGUUAAAUCAGAUUGUGAACAGAUCCCUGCGAUGGAGAAAUCUGGAACCAAACUUUCUUUUUCUAGCUAGCUCAUGAUGUCAGCUGCAUUUUAAAAAUGAGAAAUUCUCGUUACUUUUUACUGUGUUUAUGUCUGUUUGUAUUUAUUCUGAUGGUAUACAGUCGUGUGCAAAGGUUUUGGCGCCCCAACAAAUUGCAUGUUGUUGAUUUUUUUUUUUUUUUCCAAGUGAAAGCAAAGUAACGCAUCCUCCCCGCAGAGAACACGUCCGCACAUGUUAAUGCAAGCAAAAUGUGGCCUGUGCAAAGGUUAUGGCGAGUUUUAUGUUAUUUUAUGUUAUAUUUUUAUAUAUUUUCACUGUUGAACUCCAGGGCAAAAGAAAUUGCACGUGAAAAUUUGCAGAAAAACUAUGUGUUCUCUGUAGAGGAGGUGUUAACUUAUUUAACACAGAAAAUGAACAAAAUGUAUCAUUUGACUGGAGGUGUUCAAACUUUAGCAAAUUGCUGUAUGUUGUUUUAUUAAGGGGGGAAAAUACACUUACUGCCAAGAUGUGCUUUUAAAAACAAUAAUGGUAGUACCAAGAUUUCUGCACAGUACUGUUUAUUGUUGUGUGUGUGUGUGUAAGUAUAUGAAUAUCGCUGUCCAAAGGAAAACAAGCAUCUCUAAAAUAGCAACUUCACAGGAGUAAGCAAAAACCCUCUCACCUUUACUGGUGAGUAAAGAGGUUUUAUUCAAAGUGAUUUUGGAGCAUUUAUAUUGGUCCAUUAAUCAUGCAUUUUUUACAUGCUGUAAAGGACGGCUUUCGUGUUUAAAUGAUGGAGAUGGAGAUACAUGUUUUUUUUGGACAGCAACAAUGUGAUAUAUAGUGUGUGUGUGUGUGUAUAUAUAUAUAUAUAUAUAUAUAUAUAUGUGAUGCACACACACUCUCAGUUUAAGCCACCUCUGGACGUUGGUGAGAAAUCUGCUGCAAUGUUUCUGCUGUUGACUCUUAUCCUUUCUCUCGCCUCUGGACCAUGAGCCCUCACUGCCGGUUACCGUGGCAGCAGAACUGAAGAUUAUAUUCUGAAUGACCUCUGACCUCGGGCCACUGAAGCAGGGCCUGCUGCAUGUGUGUGCGCGUGUGUGUGCUGUCGCGUUGUCCAAAUGUGGUGUGUGUGUGUGAGAGUGUGUAUGUAUGCCAAAGCUUCUCUGUUCAGAAGUUAGAGCUCCUGCAUCUUCUCUUGUGGAUCUCGUGCAACAAACACAUGCAAACUGCAAAUAGAGCUGCUGGCCCAAGUUUUAGGACUUUUUACUACUACUGUUAUUAUUAUUAUUAUUAUUAUUAGUAAUAUUCGUUCCCUCACCCUCUGUAAACAUUUUUAUUUUCUCUGCCACCUGCAAUUAUAUUGUGGUGGAGGUAAUUUAUGUAUUUUAAGUUAUUUAGUAAUUAAAUAUUUUCUUUCCAGAAGCUUUUAUAAUAAUUAGAUUUGUUGAGUAAAAUGGAAAAAAAGGACAUGGGCAAUUUUCCCACCUCUUUUAAAACAGACAACUAUGCUGUAGAAUUAUUUUUUUAGUAGUCAUGUUUUUUAAACUAUGGUGUUCAGACUUAUUUCCUCAACAGACGCCUUUUUCUUUUGCUUGUCUAUUUGUUUUUGGGUCAGAUCCUUUGUAUUUAGGUCCUGAAUGCAGUGUCAGUACAAGUUCACCAAGCCUUUAAUCCAGAAUAGUUUGAAAUAACACUGAAAUGAGUUUAGAGUAGCCACUGCGUUUCGCAACUGUUCUCGUUCUACAGAAAAGCUGACGCCCUUGCGAGUCGUGCUGUCACUUGAGCAGAAGUUCGUUUUAGUCAGUCAGCUGAUGCUGGAGUGUUUGUGUGUGGAGGGGAAAUCGCGCUGUUGCAUCUCUGUUCUGGUUCCUCGCUGUGUUUUUAAGGGACCUCAUCAGCUUUAGCUCAAGUUUCUCUGAAAACAUUCGUAUGGUGGCUUUGCAUGACCAAACUUUAGGUAGCUUAGUGACCAGAAUGCAGAGCUGGAAAGUGAAUGACACUAUUGUUUGAACCAAAACAUGAGGGAGACUCCGGAUCUGUGGGGGAAAUGGGAGUUAUUGUGGGAUUUUGACCUUGGGGAAAGGGUCAUUUAGGGUUAUUUGUGUUUUUGUUUUUUUGUUUGUGUGUGUUGAUGAAUGCACUGAAAAAAGUAAUGCAUUGAAUUUACGAUGAUCUAAAUAUGUGCAUCAUUUCCACAUGAAUACAAUUUAUACAUUAACAUAAUUACGCCAAAAUACAUGAAUUGAAAAGCAGAAUUGUGUCAUUCAGAGCUGAGUGAUAUAUGUAUCUUUAUAUUAAACUCUGUUUGCUUUUAGUUUCACUGAUAUGUUUAAUAAAUAAUGAGCAUUAUGCUUUAAUGCCCAUAAAAUAACAGUGGCUUUUCAGUUCUAUCUUGUGCACCUUAAUUAUGAUUGAUUUGAAAGAAUAAGAGAUUACAAGAUUAAAUAUUAUAAAUGGCCAGGGCCUCCUGGUGGGCCCAAAGUUUUAUUACACACUGCUAUACGCUAAGAAUAACUCAGCCAGUUUGCAUUGAAGUCCCUGUAGUUACCGAAUGAAAAGUCUUGGGAUUUUAGGGGGUUAAUUAGACCAUAUCCAUUCGGUAAAUGUGUAUAGGCUAGAUUUAAACUGAUUCUUUGAUCUGAGAAAUUGGGGACGGGGGCAUACCUUAUUCUCCGGGGGCUUCCCCCCAAGUUGCCCUAUAAUUUAGGUUUUUAUGGGGAAUUUACCUACUUUAGACAGUGCUAAAAAACUUGCUGUAAUAGCAGUUAACAGGCAUUCUGGUAGUCCGUAGCAUACAGUGUAUGUACAUAUCUAAUUUGUAUUUAUAUGGGGUCCUCUGGCUCCUGGGGUCCCUAAGUCCUUGCCUCUCUUCAACAGUACUGAAAAAAACUGGCUAUAAAAGCAAUUAACCCCUUAAAACCUCAGACUUAGUCCAUACUAAAGCCUAUUAUUCAGUAACUACAAGGACUACAGUGCAAGCUAGCUGAGUUAUAGAAGUGUGUAGUUAAACUGUGGACCCACUGGUGGGUCCCUCCUGGCCAUUUAAGAGGUUAAAUACAGUCUUAUGCAAAAGUUUGGACACCCCUGAUAAAUUACAGGAUCUGUUGAUUUUCUAACUGAAAAAGCUGAAGCACCAUUCUGUAUAUUUUAAUACACCUUUUUUCUGAAUUUAACAUAUUGGGGUGGGUGUUAAAAUGCAUAAGAUAUUAGUCUGUGCAAAAGUUAUACACUUUUAUUUUCCCCCCCAUAUGUUAAACUCAGCAGAUAAACAGUUAUUGUGAAUUAAAAUUUGCUGAAAAAUGUUAAAAUCAACAUUCGACUGGAGUGUUCACACUUUUGCAUACAGCUGUAUCGUCUCAUACCAUGAUGUCACGUUAUAUUUUGAAAUGAUCAUGAUAUUCAGUUUUUAUCAAUAUUUGCCCAGCUCUAGCAUUUUCAUUCGCAUGGAAAUGAUAUACAUAUUUGAACCUGUUCACUUUUUCAGUGCACAGAAGGACAGGUCCUGUAUUUUUUAGCCUGCAGAAAAUAACGUGUCUGAUUUGAAAAAUUAAUGUCUCCUCAAACCUGAAAAGCUGGUGCGGCUUUGCAUGCCAAAGCUUAAAAGUUCGAAUGUGUGCAUUUUAAGGCUUUUUUGGUGUCCCAAAUGUGAUAUGAUAUCCUAGCUUGUAAAAGCUUGAGCUGGUCUUGAGCUAAAGUCACACUCCGUACAGCCUCCCUUUAACAGCUAAUUGCUACUGAACUCUCUCUGAUAUUUAUAUUAGUGGACACUAAGCUCAUGAAUGUUUUGCACACAUUUCUGAACAUUUAAAGCCUCCGCAUGAGAUCUUUCCUCAUUAAUACCCACUUUUGGCCCCUGAGUAGACUCACUGAGCAGUUGGUGAUUAAAGGAAUGGUGUACAUUAAAAAAGAUGAAUGUAUGCAUAUUUUUUCCACUGGAGCUGUGAGGAUAGUGGGACUAAAGAAACACACUUCAGACACCAAACAUGACAUGGCUGAUUGACUACAUUUGCUUUAAGGAGAAAAUUUUUGGUGAUCCUUCCCUUCAAAUUUGGUUCAUAAAUACACGGCCUGUCCUGUGGACGACUGAUCAUUCCCUGCACUAUUGAAUAUGAAAUGGUAAUUUAUGGAUGCAUUUUAGAUUCCCAAAGCAAACAUAUGCAAUGUGCUGAACUACACAAGUGUACUGGACUCUUGCCUUUGUCAUUGCUCGUUACUUUGACUUUUUUUUUUUUUUUAUUAUUUUAGACAAUACAGCAAAGAUGCGCACAUAGCCUCCACGUGCUUAUUGUAGUUCUGAGAAUUUUAGGGUUUAGAGUAGAACAUAGAACACCAGCUGAACUGUUUUUGAUAUGUUCAUGUUCAGAUUUGUUGUUGUGAAUUAAACAUGGCUGUUUGGUAUCAUUACCCAG
Messenger RNA from Colossoma macropomum (tambaqui), 7091 nucleotides. It is a transcript of the gene slc30a1a, whose product is annotated as solute carrier family 30 member 1a. Gene Ontology annotation, biological process: detoxification of zinc ion; zinc ion transmembrane transport; intracellular zinc ion homeostasis. Gene Ontology annotation, molecular function: zinc ion transmembrane transporter activity; calcium channel inhibitor activity. The coding region runs from base 226 to 1755 and encodes 509 amino acids. Gene Ontology annotation, cellular component: Golgi apparatus; endoplasmic reticulum; membrane. The transcript is spliced from 2 exons. NCBI's taxonomy places the organism in Eukaryota, Metazoa, Chordata, Actinopteri, Characiformes, Serrasalmidae. The record is from RefSeq and is a predicted model, not a curated record.